UAACAUUAUAAUCCUCUGAAAUUCUAGUAAAAUAAAGAGAAUAUCCAAUUAACAAUAUUAAUAUUAGCUUGGCAAACACAGCAAUAGCUAUUUCACGGAGUUUGAUUCUUAAUGGCAUGCAAUACAAUAAGGAAGUUUAACGGCUGAGGAUUUUAGUUGGAAUGGCGGAGUGGGUGCAUGAGCAUUGACAAUGGCUUCAAAUGUCAAACUUUACCUAAUGUUAUUAAAUAUCGUAUUUGAAUGUAAUGGAGUCAGCUGGCGGCGACAACUUGAACAUAUUGCUAAAACAAGACUCGAGAAUGAUGGUGUAAACCCUUCACCUUCUAGAAGGUUCUACCAAUUUGACCCUCGAGAAUUAUCUUCUAUAAUCGGCGUGCCAUCCAGUCCUAGUCAUUUACCAGAAGCAGAACCCGUCCUACCAGGUCACACAUUGCUACGACCAGCGCUGGGCAUGCUGAAGUCUGCAGUCAAGUUCCCACAUAGGGAGCUGGAAGACGGUGCUGGUGUUUACGGGAAUAUUGAUAAUUUGGGGUUAAGGUACGAUUCCCGUAAUGAGCGGCUAAUGUAUUCAGGCUUCAGGCGGUUCCCCUCGGAUUAUAUUAUGGUCAUACCAUCAACUUCGCAAGUUAAAAAUGAAAAGCCAAGGUUCAAAUUGGAAUCAGCGGUUCUGAAUUUGGACAGACAGGCGGUGGCAAAAAAUGAAAUUCUAAAGAUAUUAAAGAAGUUGAACAUCCCGGCGCUCAAGGGUGUCAAUGUGUUCGUUGCUGCUAAAAACGGGAAUAAUUUAGGAAGCUUGGACAAAUCCUCGGGAAAAGACUUUUCUUAUUAUUUAAAGGAGAAUACACCAAAUCAGCUGGUUUUCAACAAUGUAAAUGAAGCAAUUCUACGAGCGAAUCAAGAACUUCCCAUGAAAAAUGCAAUUCCUGAAAACCCUUCUCAAACCAACGCAAUAGACGAAAUGCGUACGAUUCCAGAAGACGAUGACGUUCACUCAGAAGAGAGGAUGAAGAAAAAAGACUCGUGGCUUCAUUCGCUGGAUACAUUCGAUAACAUAAAGAUAAUGCAAGAGGCACCAGAGAUCAACGACCUUGUGCCUACGGUUGAUGAUACAAACAUAAGGAAGUGGUGGUUUUAUAAUUCGGAUGAUUAUGAACCAUUUUCAAGAGAACGACUCUGAUAAAACAAUUUUUGUAAUUUCGUGUGCUUCUUAUUUUAAAUGCUAUU
Messenger RNA from Maniola jurtina (meadow brown), 1224 nucleotides. RefSeq lists its product as uncharacterized. The record is from RefSeq and is a predicted model, not a curated record. Bases 191 to 1177 code for a protein of 328 amino acids. The transcript is spliced from 14 exons. Lineage: Eukaryota; Metazoa; Arthropoda; Insecta; Lepidoptera; Nymphalidae.